Messenger RNA from Pochonia chlamydosporia 170, 1092 nucleotides. RefSeq names its product squalene/phytoene synthase. The coding region runs from base 1 to 1092 and encodes 363 amino acids. Lineage: Eukaryota; Fungi; Ascomycota; Sordariomycetes; Hypocreales; Clavicipitaceae. Gene Ontology annotation, biological process: biosynthetic process; mitochondrial respiratory chain complex I assembly. The record is from RefSeq and is a predicted model, not a curated record. Gene Ontology annotation, cellular component: mitochondrion. The transcript is spliced from 2 exons.
AUGCGCCGUCCCCAAGUCAUCUGCAAUGGCCUGCGAAGGCUUGCAUACGCGAAACCAAACUGUCGUGGAUAUGUGACCGAUGCCGAUGUGGAAUCAGCAAGAGGAUACUGCUUGAGGCAGCUCCAGACAAGUGAUUAUGAUGCGCAUCUAAUACGACGAUUCGUACCGUCCCCAGUUCAAGACACCUACGCUGCUCUCAGGGCACUCAACCUGGAGCUGGUUCGUCUCCCUGAAAUUGUAUCGAACCCAGCUAUCGGUGCUCUGCGCAUCAAGUUCUGGCAAGAAUCCAUCGACAAGACCUUUGCCGGAAAUCCACCACGGGAACCAAUUUGCAUCUUACUACACCAAGCUCUCAUGGGGUUGGAAGCUCGAGCAGGCAACGCGACGAAGAAGUCUAUAAAAUUCUGGGUAUCGCGACUGGUCAAGACGAGAGAAAAGUACAUGGAUGGCCGCCCGUAUACCAACCUCGCAGCACUGGAGGAUUAUGCUGAAAAUACAUACUCAACCAUGAUGUAUGCAACGUUGGCGUCCAUGCCACUGCGGUCAAUGCACAUCGAUCACCUAGCGAGCCACAUUGGCAAAGCCUGCGGCAUCAUUGCUGUCCUGCGAGGCAUUCCCGUCUUAGCUGCACCAGGACAACCUGUCAAAACUCCUUCCGGCAUGGACGCACCAGUAACCCGAGAGCCAUCGCUACUGCUUCCGCUCGACAUCAUGGCUGAAGAGGGUGUGAAAGAGGAAGAAGUGUUUCGACAAGGGCCAAACGCACCGGGUCUGCAGGAUGCUGUUUUUAAGGUGGCAACCCGAGCAAACGAUCAUGUAAUAACGGCUCAGGAGAUGCUGAAGCGACUAAAGGCUGGUGAAGACCCCGGUCAUGAAUUUGAACAUGAGGGAGAAGCCGAGCAUGUAUAUCUGGAGGAGAGCGAUACAGCCAAGGAGAUUCGACAGAGUUUUGGAGUGCUGCUGGAAGCCAUACCAGCAAGUCAUUACUUGGAGAAUUUGGAAAAGGCGAAUUUUGACCCAUUUGCCGUCAAAACGGGGGGCUGGCGAUUACCUUGGAGGAUAUGGCAGUCAUUGUCAAAGCAAACGAUCUAA